AUGAAUCACGUCAACAACAGCGUCGAUUAUGAAGACAACGAAAUCCCGCUUACAUAUGUAAAUCCCCAUACGCAGAAGAAAGAAAGAGAUCCCGCUGAUAAUCGCGUUGGUUAUACAUAUAAAGCAAAGAACGAUCCUCGCACUGAUGAAGGUUACAAGGCUUUUUUGAAGGAAUUAAGUGAUUACCUCAAGAAAUUUGAAACUCAAGACCACGGUUACGGUCAUGCCUCACCAAGCUACGCCUAUGUUCUCUGGGAGUGCUUCACUCUCACUUCAAGGAAAGCACUUUCAGUAAUAAUAGUCAAGGUCAUUCUCUUCACUGGUUCUGUACACUCGAGAAGCAUUCGCGAAGUUUUUGAGUCCCUUUUUGGUAGUGCAUCAGACUCCGAGAUUGAGAAUUCAAUUCCGUACGACGAUGAGGACAGCAAUGGAAAAAAACAUCAGGAGACGGAUCGCGUCAACAAUAGCGUCGAUUAUGAAAGCAAUGAAAUCCCAUUUACAUAUGUAAAUCCCGUUACGCAUACGAAAGAAAGAGAUCCCGCUGAUAAUCGCGUUGGUUAUAUAUAUGAAGCAAAGAACGAUCCUCGCACUGAUGAAGGUUACAAUGCUCUUUUGAAGGAAUUAGCUGAUUACCUCCACAAAUUUGCCAAUCAAGACCACGGUUACGGUAUUGGCGAAACAGGGUACGCUCAUGCUGGUUGGAAGUGGUUGGUGCACCACGAGCAUAAUGAGUUAAAGUAA
Messenger RNA from Cylicocyclus nassatus, 741 nucleotides. The record is from the annotation of a GenBank genome assembly. NCBI's taxonomy places the organism in Eukaryota, Metazoa, Nematoda, Chromadorea, Rhabditida, Strongylidae.